UCAUGAUGGCCGCUUCUAGCUCAAUCGUGUAUUCUGUUGCCAGGGGUCGAACACUUUUUAGUCUACUUAGCAUUGGUUACAAAACGAGACUAAACCUAUUUAGGAACAAUCUGAGGUUUCUUGGUGAUGAUGUAUCUACCUCCCCGGCCAAGCGAACAAGAGAAGAGUUGGCUGAUAACCCAGCGCCUGUGCUGAGGUUCGCUAAGCUGUCAGAAAAUGCAAUCACGCCUAGCCGGGGCUCCGCAAAAGCUGCGGGAUAUGAUCUGUACAGUGCAUAUGACUACAUUAUUCCUGCUCAAGGUAAAGCUUUGGUGAAAACGGACAUUCAAAUCGCUGUUCCAUCUGGAUGUUAUGGCAGAGUUGCACCACGAUCUGGUUUAGCUGCUAAACAUUUCAUUGAUGUUGGAGCUGGUGUUGUUGACGAGGAUUACAGAGGAAAUGUUGGUGUUAUAUUAUUUAAUUUUGGGAAAGAAGAAUUUGAAGUUAAAAAAGGGGACAGAGUGGCACAGUUAAUUUGUGAGCGCAUACUGUGCCCUGAACUGAAAGAAUUCAAAGUUUUAGAAGACACAGAGCGUGGUUCUGGUGGCUUUGGGUCUACUGGACAGAACUGAAUUACAUUUGACAUACAACUGUUUAAAAGAAAAAAAUUAAAAAAAAUAUUUUGUAAUAAAAAAUUAAAAUCUUGAA
Molecule: messenger RNA, 687 nt
Organism: Bombina bombina (fire-bellied toad)
Lineage: Eukaryota; Metazoa; Chordata; Amphibia; Anura; Bombinatoridae
Gene: DUT
Product: deoxyuridine triphosphatase
Exons: 7
Coding region: 3-611 (202 amino acids)
Biological process (GO): dUMP biosynthetic process; dUTP catabolic process
Molecular function (GO): dUTP diphosphatase activity; magnesium ion binding
Source: RefSeq, a predicted model, not a curated record